This is a messenger RNA of Jaminaea rosea, 523 nucleotides long. RefSeq lists its product as hypothetical. Lineage: Eukaryota; Fungi; Basidiomycota; Exobasidiomycetes; Microstromatales. The record is from RefSeq and is a predicted model, not a curated record. The transcript has a single exon. The coding region runs from base 111 to 473 and encodes 120 amino acids.
CACUAGUCGCUCAAACUCGCGCGCACUAUCAUCAACAUCAAGAUUAUACCCGACUGCAACGUUAAGACACACGGAAAACACAGAAGCUGCCGACAUACCGCGCUGGGGCUAUGACCAAGGCGGCGGCGGUGGCGACGACGACGACGAUGCUGUCCUCUCAGCUCCUAUUCCUCUUUUGCCUCGUCGAGACCUACUCUCUUACGGCUGCUAGCCAGUCAGCCACCCUCAAUCUACCCCUAAAGAAGCUCGCGGCUAUUGGCCCUCAUCUAUGCCUCUUUCCUGCACUCGACGCCCAUCCUUUCGCAUCUUCGAAAAUUCUUCCUUACUUUCUCUUUUUUCUCUACCAUCCACCCUUUGCCUUCAUGUUGCGUCUUGUGGGCCCCGCCUUCUUGCCUCUACAUAUCGUAAUCCCAUCCCGUCUUUCGCUUUCGCCUUGCAGAGCUGACUCUGGCUGUGGAUGCUCCGUAUCCUAGGCCAUGGAGUUCGUGAAUGGCUCGCCGCCAGACGCGACACGCGAGACGCG